Molecule: messenger RNA, 2808 nt
Organism: Jaculus jaculus (lesser Egyptian jerboa)
Lineage: Eukaryota; Metazoa; Chordata; Mammalia; Rodentia; Dipodidae
Gene: Znf263
Product: zinc finger protein 263
Exons: 4
Coding region: 155-1957 (600 amino acids)
Biological process (GO): regulation of transcription by RNA polymerase II
Molecular function (GO): DNA-binding transcription factor activity, RNA polymerase II-specific; RNA polymerase II cis-regulatory region sequence-specific DNA binding
Source: RefSeq, a predicted model, not a curated record
CGGGAGCCGGCGUCUGCGUCCGGGAGCACUGGGGCCGAGCCGCGGAGCCGGCUUCUGGCGUAGCGACUCGGGAAGCCCGGGUCUGCUCGGCUCCGGCUGUCUCCUCGCGCGGAGUCCUCCGAGGCAGGGUCCGGGCUCCAGCCACUCUGGGGGCAUGACCAUGGCUUCCGGCCCGGGCUCCCAGGAGCCCGACGGGCUCCUGAUCGUGAAGCUGGAGGAGGACUGCGCCUGGAGCCAGGAGCUGCCACCUCCGCCCGACCCUGGCCCGAGCCCCGAGGCCUCCCACCAGCGUUUCAGACGCUUCCGCUUCCAAGAGGCCGCCGGUCCCCGGGAGGCCCUCAGGCAGCUGCAGGAGCUUUGCCAUGGGUGGCUGCGGCCGGAGAUGCGCACCAAGGAGCAGAUUCUGGAGCUGCUGGUGCUGGAGCAGUUCCUGACCAUCCUGCCCCAGGAGAUCCAGAGCAGGGUCCAGGAGCUGCGUCCCGAGAGCGGCGAAGAAGCGGUGACCCUGGUGGAGGGUAUGCUGAGAGAGCUGGGGAGACUGAAGCAACAGUUGCCUGAGAGCUUUGAGGACAUGGCAGUGUACAUCUCCCAGGAGUGGGGACAUCAGGAUCCUAGUAAAAGAGGUCUCUCCAGGGACACAGUACAAGAAAGUUAUGAGAACGUGGACACAAUGGAAUCUUGCAUUCCCAGUCAGGAGGUCCUAAGCACCCAGGUGGAACAAGGAGGGAAGCCGUGGAAUCCUAUUGUCCAGAACUGCAAGGAGGGUGUGAGUCCCAGAAAUCCAACUCCAGGAGUAGAGAAAUUUGAAAAUCCAGGAGGAAGUAUUCAAUCUGUUUGCCCUGAAAAUAUCCAUCCUGCAGCACUGCUUUCUGGCCAGGCCAGAGGGGAGGUGCCCUGGAGUCCUGACCAGGGAAGACCUCAUGACAGGGCAGAAGGACAUUGGGAACCUCCCCCAGAGGACAAAAUGGAGCAGUCCUUGGUGGGAGCCACAAGUUUCAUAGGACUGGGACGACCAAAGGAACAACUGAAGAAACUCCAUUUGUGUCCCUUGUGUGGCAAAAAUUUUUCUAAUAACUCAAACCUAAUUAGGCAUCAAAGAAUACACGCAGCAGAAAAACUGUGUAUGGAUAUAGAAUGCAGUGAAGUCUUUGGUGGGCAUCCACAUUUUCUGUCACUGCACAGAGCACACCUUGGAGAGGAUGCUCAUAAGUGCCUUGAAUGUGGAAAAUGCUUUAGUCAAAAUACUCACUUGACUCGUCAUCAACGUACCCACACAGGUGAAAAGCCCUAUCAGUGCAAUGUAUGUGGGAAAAGCUUCUCUUGCAACUCCAACCUCCACAGGCACCAGAGGACACACACUGGAGAGAAGCCCUACAAGUGCCCCGAGUGUGGGGAGAUCUUUGCUCACAGUUCCAACCUGCUUCGGCAUCAGAGGAUCCACACUGGAGAGAGGCCCUAUAGGUGUGGCGAGUGUGGGAAAAGUUUCUCUCGGAGUUCACACCUUGUUAUUCACGAAAGAACCCAUGAGAAAGAGAGACUUGACCCCUUUCCUGAAUGUGGAGAGGGCAUGAAUGACAGUGCCCCCUUUCUUACAAACCAUGGAGCCCACAAAGUGGAGAAGAAGCUGUUUGAAUGUUUAACUUGUGGGAAAAGCUUCCGGCAGGGUAUGCACCUUACCAGACAUCAGAGAACACACACAGGGGAAAAACCAUAUAAAUGUACUCUUUGUGGGGAAAACUUCUCUCAUAGAUCCAACUUAAUCAGGCAUCAGAGAAUUCAUACAGGAGAAAAACCGUAUACUUGUCAUGAGUGUGGAGACAGUUUCUCUCACAGUUCCAACCGGAUUCGUCACCUGAGAACCCAUACAGGAGAGCGACCUUAUAAAUGUUCUGAAUGUGGUGAAAGCUUUUCUCGGAGUUCACGCCUUAUGAGUCAUCAGAGAACUCACACUGGUUAAUUUGUCCCAGUUUAGGUGGCAGAAAGAUAUCUUAUUAAGAGCUUACUUUACCCAUAGGGCUGAAUAAAUGACCUUUGUAUUUUUCCAGGUAAUACAAGAGGAAAUUGCUACUUAUUUCCAGAGAGGUACAGGGGUAAAUGAUAAGCCUAAAAUUAAAAAGGAGUUUAGUCUAUAGUAAGAAUGCCAGUUCUUUGAAGUGACAUGCUCAGGGCAGUUUUGUUUCUAAGUCUAUCCUGUCCCCAGAUGCACCUUCCUUGCUAUAUGAAGUCAAGAUGUGGUUUUGGUACCUUGCUGUAUCCAGUGCUUAUUCUAGCUAUUUUGGGAGUAUAAAUGGUCUUCACGUCAUUCCUCAUUGAGGACAUUCAGGAAACGUGCUUGGACUCCUAAGGCCCCUAAGACCAGAGAAGAGGGGCCAAGUCUCCUGGGAAAGUCAGCUGGAGGUUAACAUGUUGCAGCUCUUGAAAGGCCUUGACUGGGAAGUCAUGGGCUGUACAGGUCAACCACCACAGUACCCAUCUCAGAUUGGUAAGACUGCUCACUGGCAUAUAAGUAAGACUUCUGACAAAAAGGAAUUAAAGACCUAAAGAAAAUUACAAGAUGGAACUUGUACAUGAGCCCAUAAAUUGUCAGGUUAAAUGGGUAUGUGGUUAUAGUCUACUUUUACAGAGACUUAAACCCUUCCACCUUUUUAAAAAAGAUACACAGAGUUCUGGAGUCAGUUUCCUGGGUGGAAGAUAUGAUGAAAGAUGGAUUCCACAGAAAAGAAUGAAAACAGAUCCUAGAGAAAUUAGGAAUUACGACUUUACAUGUUGAAAAUGUUUGGGUAGUAAUAAAUGCCUUCAGAAAACAAA